AUGCCCCGCGUCACCCCCGCGAGGGUGAUGCUCUUGCUGUCCGUUCUGGCGAUGUUCAUCCCGGGCUACACCGGGUUGACCCAGCCGUGGACCUUGGAGUGGAAGGUGAAAUUUAUGAAGUCCAUCGUCAAGGUCCUCGGCGCUGGACUCGGUGGCUCGAAGGCCAUGCUCGUCUACUCCGCGCUGAGCAUGUACAUCCCGGGCUUCUUCGAGCCUGGUGGCAACCCCAUACCGAAGCAAGACCGCUACGCGCAGCCUUCCACGCCUUCUGAGGGGGUCUGCCCGGAAAACCACACCUUGCUGUACAGUGCCAGGUCUUCCAGGUACGUGAUGCCAAAGAAUUACCCCCUGGUUCAGUACUAUUCCUGGAAAUUCACCCAGGGAGUUUGCCCUGCAAACCACACCUUCUGGUACAACCAAACAUUGCGCAUCGAAGAAGACACGGGCUCUGAAUGGUAUCUUCCCCGUGCGUUCUACGACCCCAUGCUUCCGUACAGCGUCUUCGCAGCUGUGGCGAUGGUUCUGGUGCCUCCCAUGCAUCGCAAGUAUGUGAUGCAUCGGAAAAUCAGGACGUUUCCGCUGCCCGUGGGGGUCCGUCCGCAGGGCUUCAUGCCCACGCUGGGGGGCGUCAACGUGAUGAGCACGGCGACGCUGCACUCGGCCGCGAGUGUACAGUACAAUUAUACGAGCAGGGUCUGGUCGAUCCACUUGACGUUCGAGAGCGGCUCUGGUGCCACUCCGUAUGUGCCUUUCCUCCUUGACCAGCGCUCGCCGACGGGGCCGAGCCUGAAUUUCUUUAGUGAGGUGGCGCCAUGGUGCGGGGUGACCAGGGGGUAUUGCUGUUACGGCGACUUCCUGAAUUCCACCGUGUACUUCAACGACGCGCUGUAUUCUGCGCUGUCCGGAAUUGGAGACUGCGAGGGGCACGUUGGAGAGUGGGCGGCUGCACUGGUGGGCUCUUCCCUGUCCUCCUACGGGGGUAUCCGGCCGUCUUCGCACAUUGCCUUUGAUUUCCAGACAGGGGUGCUUCACAUCCCGCAUGAAGAGGCGCAGAGGUACGGCAGGGAGUACCUGGACGAGAACAACAAGUAUGUGAUUGAUCUGAGGUUCGCGGCGGUGUUCCAGGGGGGCGGCGGGGAGGGGCUGCUGAACCUGGCGUGGGUCCCGUACCAGGCGGUGCUGCUCCGGGACAUCGACGACCUGUACCAGCGGUCCUACCAGGACGUGAGGGAGUGCGUGGACCUGCAGCAGCCCAAGCCCGAGCACUCGUUCUGGCUGGCCAGGUACAGGUCCCCGGAUUCCGGGGAACGGGUGUGCGAGUGGUUCUGCGACGUCGGCUACUACAGCUACCCGCUGCACGCGCUGGAGAUGGAGCGGAAGGAGGGGUACGGCUCGGUGCCCGGGGCGGUGUGCGCGGUCCCGCCUCCGGACGGCAUCGCGGUGGGGUACAGCCUGUGGCUGCUGAUGAACACGACGGAGCUAUCGCUGGAGCUGGGGCAGGCGGUCGUGCCGCAGAACCUGACGAUGGACUCCGCACCCUCUGUGCCGCGUUGGCUGGACUCUCUGGCGGCCAACCUGAGCGCGGGGCUCGCGCGGGAGGCGGCGGGGAUCGCGGGCCGGGCGGUGGGGGUGCGGGCGGUGGCGGAGCUGCGCGACACCAAGUAUGCCCGGGAGUGGCGCGUCUAUAUGCAGACGCUGCGGUCGCUGUAUGAGAGGAAAUUUCCCGGGACUGCCAUAGACGGCCUGCAGACGGUGUUCCUGCGGGACGGGCGGUCCGAGCCGUACGCCUUCCCAGACUGGCUGCAGGGCAUGGGGGUCUUUGACCAGGAGUCAACGGUGGACGUCGGUGUCUACCCCGUCGCAAGAAGGUCGGGGAGGGUGUCCAUCUCGGUUGGAGGGGGUUCGGCGAUCCCGAGAAGGCAGCUCUCCGCGCCCCCGCCGAUCAACGCGCUGGCGCUGGAGGUGGUCGUCUACCUCGACUCGCAGGGGCUGACGCUGGGGGACGUGGUGAACUCGAUCUUCCAGUCCGGGGUGGCGAUGGUGAACAGCACGGAGGUGCGCGGGCUGUGGGGGAUGGACAUCUACGUGCGGGAGAUGACGGUGCGGGUGGAGCCCGUGAAGGGGAAAUUCAGAGGAGGAUUUGUUGUCGUCAUCCUCCUCGCAGGGGCCGCUAUUUUCCUCCUCUGCCUUCUCCUGUGCCGCCCCCCCCUGCCAUCCUCGUACGAGCGCCUCCGCGCGUCUUCGAAGCAGGUAGAGCGCCACAAGCACGUGGGCGAGCUGGAUAACCUCCACCGCUUCGAGAGCGAGGCCAUCGUGACGACCUUGAACGAGAUUGCGGAGGGAGGAAUGCAGCCGCGGACACGGAUUCUUGGGGCGGAUGACUGCCAUACUCUGGUCCGGAGCACGCUGACGCUGAGCGGGGCGGACGGAUGCGGGAGGGUGCUGGGCUCCGCGAUGAUGAAGCUCCCCGUUGGGGUGCCGGGCCGGGACGACUUUGCCUCGAGCGGAGCGAUGCUCUCCCGCCUUCUGGCGCCCGGGAGCAGCCUGUUCGGAGAGCACGAAGAAGUGAGGAGCGCCAUGCAGCGGCACCUGCGCGGGGUUUCGGAGGGGGAGGAGAUCCAGAAGACAGAAGGGAGGGAAGAGCCCGUGCCCCACAACCUCAUGGGCGCGCUGAUCUUUGCGGAGGUGGCGAGGGCCGGGGACCGCUUCGGCCCGUGGGAGGUCCAGUCCAAGAUUGGCCCCUGCCUGGUCUGCGCGAGGAGCAUGGUGCGCGGCAACGGCUCGCACGAGCUGGAGUGGGCGGCGCAGGCGCGGGCGUGCAGGGCAGUGUCCGGGCUCAUGGAGAGGGUCGGCCUGGACAUCGUCCGCCACUGCAUCACGGCGCGGAGGGGCGCGGAGACCUACACGCUCGACUCGGUCCUCCUCCCCGUUGGCCCGUCCUCCAACGACGCCCUGUGCUGCACGGUGGUGAAAAUGGCGGGAGGGGAGGUGCCGGCGGGCUGGUCGACCCACGUCCACACCGCGGAGUUGAACCAGAUCGACACGAGGAAGGGCAGCAACCGCUACGACCUGGUCUGCGCGCAGGCGGCCAACCUCCUCCGCCAUGCCAAGCAGGUGAGCGCCAAGCACCUGGAGAACCAGGUCCUGCGGGAGGUGCUGCGGAUGCGCCCCGAGCCGCUCUCGGACGAAGCGCGGAGGCUGACGGGCAAGCACAACGGCGCCUACCUCAAGUCGGAGGUGCACCUGCAGCAGCUCAACGACGAGCUGCGGCGGGAGAUGACGGCGGCGGAGGUCGGGGAGGCGGAGGCGUGGGUCGGCCUGGCCAUGUCCCGCCGCAGGCCCUACAUCCGCUGCGUGCAGGGCUCGAUGGCCAAGAACUACGACCCGAGCGGGCUGGAGGUGUCGACCGUGGGCGCGGAGCUGAACAUGAAGUUCUCCUUCUCCGCGCCCUGCGUCACGGAGGCGUUCCAGGGAAGGUCCAUCGCCGUGGAGCUCGGCAACCGCUGGAGGCCCCGCGUAUUCCUUGGAAGGGAUGGUCGUGGUUAUGAGCUGCAGCGCCUCCUCCGGGUUUCGGAGGCGAAGGAGCCUGGCGACCAUCGGGUCGAAGUGCCACAAGGCACUGUCCUCCCCGGCAGGCCUGAGCAGCGCCGUCGUGUGGUGAUGGGCGGUGAUGAGGAGGGCCUGGUUGGGCCGCAAAGAUCGGACGGCGGUGCCGAGGUCGCGGAUGAUACAGCCGCGGUCGCCAUCGUCCUCGAAGCUCUGGAUGAAGCCCUCGGGCAGCGCGUCGACGGUCCCCAUCACCUCGGUCGCUCCCACUCCCGUUGGGGACUCGAUGGCCUCCAGCACGUGGUAGACGGAGAAGAGCCGUUCCUGCUGGUUGCUGCCCUCGAUGAGGAUCUUCUGCGUCCGGCUGGCGACCGUCAUGAUGACGUCCAUCUGCGCGCGGGUGGGCGGGAUGCGGACGCCGUAGUCCCCCAGCAUGCCGCAGGCGAGGAGGUAGCAGGCCGGGGUGCACAUCGUCGCGCCGUGGGGGUAGGUCGCUUGGGAUGGGUAAAUGAAGUGGUCGUCCAUUUCCUAGGAAAGGGUUCCUAUCCCUCCCCCUUGGUCCUGUGUCCCGUUUUUUGGGGAGGGAGAAAAAAAAGUAGCUCCCGGCGUAUAGCUGGGCGCACUUCAGGAGCUACUCCCCGGGUCUGGACGAGAGUUGUCAUGACCGAAGACGAAAUCCUCGAGCACGUAGAGCAGGCGAUGGACUCUGAGAUGCAGGACGUCGAGGUGAAGGCCAAGAAGUCGAGCAAGGGCCGCGCCAAGAAGUCCGAGAGCAAGGGGGUGACCAAGCGCGCCGCGACCGCCAAGCCGUCAAAGCCGCGCCGCCCCUUCUCCAGGCUCACCGACGAGGUGCUGCAGCAGAGGCAGGACGCCCUGCAGGAGCGCCUCAACGUCUCCAAGGCGCAGAUCACCAUCAUGAGCAGCAAGUGGCAGAAGUACGAGGACGAGCGGAAGCAUCGCGUAGAGGACAAGCAGGAAGAUUCGGAGUAG
This is a messenger RNA of Guillardia theta CCMP2712, 4536 nucleotides long. RefSeq lists its product as hypothetical. The record is from RefSeq and is a predicted model, not a curated record. The transcript is spliced from 4 exons. Lineage: Eukaryota; Cryptophyceae; Pyrenomonadales; Geminigeraceae. The coding region runs from base 1 to 4536 and encodes 1511 amino acids.